Messenger RNA from Aaosphaeria arxii CBS 175.79, 534 nucleotides. RefSeq lists its product as uncharacterized. The coding region runs from base 1 to 534 and encodes 177 amino acids. Lineage: Eukaryota; Fungi; Ascomycota; Dothideomycetes; Pleosporales. The record is from RefSeq and is a predicted model, not a curated record. The transcript has 2 exons.
AUGCUCCAAACACUCACCACCACAGCCCUCCUCCUACUCAUCCCUCUGAUCCAUGCCCAACAGCCUCUCCAGUACCCACGCUGCCUCGACCCAUCCACCCACAAGCCCUCCUGGAUCCUCACAAACCUGAACACCCUUUCUUCCCCCAACUCGCCCGACUCCAAGAUCUCCUUCGGAAUAUUCAACAACCUCCACCCAUACUUCUUGUCCUGCAGCGGCUCGGGCAGCAACUCGCAACAAACAUCUUGGCCGUGCAUCAACCUCGCGAACGGUAGCCCUGCAAACGAGGUCACGUUCAAUUACACACCGACGAAGGAUGGUCUUGCGAUGUUGAACAUUGAGCAGAGUUGGAUGUGUUGGGUCGACGAUAGUACGCUAGCGACGUAUCGAGCCAUCGGGAAGGGAUCGCCAAAGUUGGACUGCGUGGACUUGCCGUUCACUGACAAGGGGAAAGUCGUGAACGGUGUCAGUGUCAAGCAGUGCGGGCUCACGGGGGUGGAAAUCCAGGCUGACUCCGUUUCCGCAAUUGCGUGA